This is a messenger RNA of Telopea speciosissima, 1779 nucleotides long. Its product is annotated as putative receptor-like protein kinase At3g47110. Gene Ontology annotation, biological process: protein phosphorylation. Lineage: Eukaryota; Viridiplantae; Streptophyta; Magnoliopsida; Proteales; Proteaceae. The record is from RefSeq and is a predicted model, not a curated record. Gene Ontology annotation, molecular function: ATP binding; protein kinase activity; protein binding. Bases 1 to 1779 code for a protein of 592 amino acids. The transcript has 3 exons.
AUGCACAAACUGACACACAUAGGCCAUCGUCAUCAACAGCGAGUUAUCAACUUGAAUUUACAAGGGAAGGGCUUGGGAGGAAACAUAUCUCCUUCUAUUGGGAAUCUCACUUUUCUUCAUUUCCUCAACAUUGGAAACAAUAGCUUCCAUGGCAAAAUCCCCCAAGAGAUUGGUAAUCUGAUUCAACUCCAAUACAUGGAAUUUGUAAACAACACUCUCGAAGGAGAACUUCCUAUCAGCUUGUCCAACUGCACUCGUUUAAGAGAAAUCUACUUGUCUCGUAACAAUCUUGUUGGGAAGAUUCAGGCAAGGCUAUUUACGUCUUUGUGGAAGCUGGAGAUAAUUGCAAUGGAUGAUAAUGGCUUAACAGGAGAAAUACCAGCUUCUUUUGGGAACAUUUCCUCCAUCAAAGUUAUCUCUUUGAGUAGAAAUAAAUUGGAGGGGAGCAUUCCAGAAUCCUUCGGUCAGCUAACAAACUUAUACUUUCUAUCAGUUGCUGUGAACAAUCCAUCUGAUAUGUUUCCUGUCUCACUAUACAAUCUCUCAUAUCUGAAAAUGAUUUCUCUUGGAAUAAACCAAUUGUAUGGGAGCCUUCCACGAGACAUAGGUCUCACUCUUCCAAAUCUAAAAUUUCUAGAUAUUGGACCAAACUUUUUCUCAGGGACCAUUCCAAGUUCCAUCUCCAAUAUUUCAACACUCAAAAUUAUUGAUCUCGAUGGAAACAAUUUUAUUGGAGCAGUCCCUAACAACUUAGGUGAUCUUCAAAAUCUUCAAGCAUUUGUUAUUGGUGGAAAUCAAUGUGGAACAGGGGAAGCUGAUGAUUUAGAUUUUGUAAAUUCUUUGGUCAAUUGUACACAACUAGAGAUUUUGGACCGAGACAGUAAUGUUUUUAAGGGUCCCCUUCCCAACUUUAGAGCCAAUCUCUCAACAAAGCUCUUAGUCCUUGUUUUGGAAGAGAAUCAAAUAUCUGGAACAAUUUCUGUUGGGAUUGAGAAUCUCAUCAACUUAACCUUUUUGGACAUGCAGCAGAACUUUUUCGAAGGCAAAGAUUUCAAAGCCCUUGUUUGUGAGUUCAUGCCCAACGGGAGUCUAGAUGAUUGGUUGCAUCUACCGCUAGACGCACAUAAUCAUUCAAGGAAUUUAAGUCUUCUUCAAAGAUUAAACAUCGCAAUUGAUGUGGCUUCUGCUUUGGAGUAUCUUCAUUACAACUGUUAUGCGCCAAUUGUUCAUUGUGACUUGAAGCCAAGCAAUAUUCUACUUGACAGUGAUACGACUGCACAUGUCAGUGAUUUUGGUUUGGCGAGGCUACUUUUAGAACUUGAUGAAAAUUCAUUCCAGACUCAAAAUAGUACCAUUGGGAUAAAAGGAUCGAUUGGCUAUGCUGCUCUAGAAUAUGGAAUGGGUGGAAGGGCAACUGUUCAAGGGGACGUGUUUAGCUAUGGGAUCCUUUUAUUGGAGAUGUUCAUAGGGAAAAGACCAACAAAUCAGAUGUUUACUGAUGACUUAAAUCUCCAUAACUUUGCAGCGGCAGCCUUACCUACAGACGUGAUGCAAAUUUUAGAUCCAAUACUCCUACCCAAUGAAGAAAUAAGUGAAGAAAUUGAAGGGGUUGCUAUCAAUAGGAUUGAUGGUCCUAGUCAUAGGACAGAUCAAUUGCAAGAUUGCAUAACGUCAAUUGUUGAAAUUGCAGUUCAGUGCUCCAUGGCAGCGCUAAGAGAACGUAUGAACAUGAAUGAUGUUGUGAGGGGACUACAUUUAAUCAAAGGGAAAUUUUCUUGA